CGAUGUGGUGAGGCGUCGGCGUCACGACGCAGGUUGGCCAGGUGAUGACGAAUGGCCCACCCUCCCCUUUCCCGUAGUAGCGGCGGCCAGAGCGGGCGUUCGGCAGGAUGGUUCUUAUCAAGGAAUUUCGAGUAGUCCUUCCAAUCUCUGUGGAAGAGUACCAGGUGGGGCAGCUAUUUUCUGUGGCAGAGGCAAGUAAGAACGAGACUGGCGGCGGCGAAGGAGUUGAGGUGUUAAAAAAUGAACCGUACGAGAAAGAUGGCGAGAAGGGACAGUAUACACACAAGAUCUACCACCUUCAGCGCAAAGUACCAAAGUUUGUGCAGAUAUUAGCCCCCGAGGGAGCCCUGAAUGUCCACGAGAAGGCCUGGAACGCAUAUCCGUACUGCAGAACUGUCAUCACGAACGAAUACAUGAAGGAUGAUUUCCUGCUCAAAAUCGAAACUUGGCACAAACCUGACCUGGGCAAUACAGAAAAUGUACACUGCCUGGAACCCAAUACGUGGAAAAACGUGGAGGUAGUUCAUAUAGAUAUCGCAGACCGGGACCAGAUCGGUGCUCGGGAUUACAAACCAGAGGAAGAUCCAGCAAUAUUCAAAUCCGUCAAGACGGGUCGAGGCCUCCUGGAUGCUAAUUGGAAGAAAAACCUGCCGAAGAGGAAAGAUUGGCCGCACAUGUGUGCGUACAAGCUGGUGACCGUGAAGUUCAAGUGGUGGGGUCUGCAGAAUAAAGUGGAGAACUUCAUCCAGAAGCAGGAACGGCGACUGUUCACAAUCUUCCACCGGCAGCUGUUCUGCUGGAUAGAUCGGUGGAUUGAGCUGACAAUGGACGAUAUCCGGCGGAUGGAGGAAGAGACCAAGAAGGAGCUCGAGGAGAUGAUCCAGAACGGACCUGUGAGAGGACUGACAGCCACUGAUGAAUAGUGCCGGACUGCUGUUCAUGCACUGACGAGAUUGUGUCCGAGGCUCUCACACUCCAGCGGUGAAGGACUUCCUGCCUCUGAGUAACCCCCUCCCCCUCCUCCUACUUCCCCCCGCCCCCUCCCCACCUCUCCAUCACAGAAUGAUAUUU
Mobula hypostoma (lesser devil ray) is the source of this 1071-nucleotide messenger RNA. Its product is annotated as phosphatidylinositol transfer protein alpha isoform-like. The record is from RefSeq and is a predicted model, not a curated record. The transcript has 12 exons. Bases 108 to 923 code for a protein of 271 amino acids. Gene Ontology annotation, molecular function: phosphatidylinositol transfer activity; phosphatidylcholine intramembrane carrier activity; phosphatidylcholine binding. Gene Ontology annotation, cellular component: cytoplasm. Gene Ontology annotation, biological process: phospholipid transport. NCBI's taxonomy places the organism in Eukaryota, Metazoa, Chordata, Chondrichthyes, Myliobatiformes, Myliobatidae.